AGGAAAACAAGGAGACGGACGCGAAGGAGAAGGAGCGUGCCUCGAUCAAAGCCGAUUUCGACAAGUUCGAGGCGACGCUGAAGAAGGACAAGGAGGAGACCGAGCUGCCGGCCGAAGAGAGCGACAAGAUCUCGGACAAGAUCGCCGCGCUGAGGAGAAAGUCAUGCUCGACAAAGACAUUGAGAAUAUGGACCAGAAGCUGUCUCUGGAUGAGUACAAAAAGGAGAUCAACGACAUCCUCGCCCAGUACCCCAAGAAAGAAAAGAGCGAAGAGCCCAAGGAGGACGACGAUGACGAUGACGAUCCGGAGCUGGCCGAGGACGAUCCUGACCUGGAGGACACGGUGUCCUUGGAGGACACACGCCUGCUCCGGCGUCGAAGGAGGGCGAGCUCUGAUCGGCGCGCGGGGGUCCUCCCGGGGCCGUGGCCGCGCCGCCCGCGUGCCGCCCUCCUCCCCCGCCCCCUGCUCUUGCUCCGCUGCGCUCUCCUCCCCCCCCCUGCCCUUCACGUUUUCCAUGGUCGUGAGCGUGGCGCCAUGGAGAGGGCUGAUUGCAGCAGUCUUCGGGCCAGUCUCACCUUCCAACUUUCAAUUAUGUAUUUUCCCCGUUUGGUCAGCCAUGUACAGCAGUAGGUGUAGCUCUGCCGCCACACAGACCGCGCUGAUUACGCACCUGGGCGACGAGGCCAGGGAAAUAAGGCGUGAACGGGGCAUGUGCCGCC
Molecule: messenger RNA, 720 nt
Organism: Prorocentrum cordatum
Lineage: Eukaryota; Dinophyceae; Prorocentrales; Prorocentraceae
Source: the annotation of a GenBank genome assembly